Messenger RNA from Solanum lycopersicum (tomato), 1111 nucleotides. RefSeq names its product probable membrane-associated kinase regulator 2. The record is from RefSeq and is a predicted model, not a curated record. Gene Ontology annotation, cellular component: plasma membrane. Lineage: Eukaryota; Viridiplantae; Streptophyta; Magnoliopsida; Solanales; Solanaceae.
UCUAAAUUUUCUUCCUCAUUGUUGAAGUCUGCAACGAAGUUUAGAGUGUUAAUGUUGAAGCUGAAGAAGCCGAAAUCAAAUGCAGCAACAAAAACUGGAAAAUUAUCUGAAGGUGAUGGUGAUGGCGAUGAUGGCUCUGUUUCAGCUACUCCAAAACCACUACGGAUUAAAGUAACAGAGGAUGAAAAAGAGGAGCGUCAUAAUCGAACGCAGAGCAAGUUUUUAACAGUGAAGUUUAAGGUUGAAGAAGUUCCUAUUAAGUCACUGUUUACCAGAGAUAACAGCUCUAAAGCUAACAACAGCAGCAGCAAUACACAGAAGCGGAAUCCGGAGGAAGCAUUAUCAACAAAUGCAGCCAUUUCUUCUUCCGAUGAGAAGAAAUUUUCAAAAGAUGUGAUGCAGAAAUACUUAAAAAAAGUAAAACCUCUGUACAUUCGCGUCUCGAAACGUUACGGCGAGAAGCUCAAAUUCUCCGGACAGUUAAGUUUUACAGGAAAUGCUGCACUUAAGCCCGGACCUUCACCCCCUCCGUCCGCUACCGCGAAGGCAGAACCGGCAUCGUACGCACCACAGACAGCAGAGAAGAACCAGAAGCAGGGGAAUAUUCCGUCAGGACUGCGAAUAGUUCGUAAACAUUUGGGGAAAAGCAGAUCGGCUUCAUCGGCGGUUAUCGCCGCAUCGCCGGUAGCAUCUAAUCGUCGAGACGACUCGUUGUUGCAGCAACAAGACGCAAUUCAAGGCGCCAUUUUACAUUGCAAGAGGUCAUUCAAUUCAUCCAGAGAUUCAGAAUCAUCCAUUUUAUCACGAUCAGCAAGCGACGCUUCACAUGAAAAAUUAACGCACUUAACAACAGAUUCAUCUGCAUUAGAGGAAGCCAUCGCGGUGAGAAAAUUAGAAAUUUAAUUAAAAUUAAGAUUUUCUGCUUAAAAUCGUUAAUUAUUACUAUUAUUAGUAGUUAAGUUUUUGUUUUCCCUCGAUUAUAGAGAAUUCAACGAUCAUGACAAAGUAAUGAGUGGUCAAUUAUCUGUUUUCUCUCGUGCUUUGCUCUUUGUAAAUUAUUAAUUAGCACUUUAAUAUUAUAGAAUUAUACUAUUAGUUGUACUUAUUGUUA